Lynx canadensis (Canada lynx) is the source of this 3052-nucleotide messenger RNA. RefSeq names its product leucyl-tRNA synthetase 2, mitochondrial (gene LARS2). Gene Ontology annotation, biological process: mitochondrial translation; leucyl-tRNA aminoacylation. Gene Ontology annotation, molecular function: aminoacyl-tRNA deacylase activity; leucine-tRNA ligase activity; ATP binding. The record is from RefSeq and is a predicted model, not a curated record. Gene Ontology annotation, cellular component: mitochondrion. Lineage: Eukaryota; Metazoa; Chordata; Mammalia; Carnivora; Felidae. Bases 129 to 2762 code for a protein of 877 amino acids. The transcript is spliced from 20 exons.
GUUGUUGUUCUGCCAACAUGGCGGCGCCCGUGGUGACUGGCCGGCCCGUGUUCGCUUAAAGGUGGGAAUUGAGGCGUGAGGAGCCGCAGGCCAGAGCCUGUGAGCAGGGCCUUCCCACCUUCUGGAGAAUGGCUUCUGCUUGGCGGAGACUGGGUUUCUAUGUCUGUUUCCUGAAAAGCAAGCUAAAUGGUGGGCCAGAUAUCAUCAGCAGAGGAAGGAGAGUAAUCCCGGGAUGUGCCAGAGGUAUUUACAGUGCCACGGGGACGUGGACGAAAGAGUACACAUUGCAGACGAGGAAGGAUGUCGAGAAUUGGUGGCAUAAACGAAUAAAAGAAGAAACCUCCAAGAUAUCGGAAGCUGAUAAAUCAAAGCCCAAGUUUUACGUGCUUUCCAUGUUCCCUUACCCUUCCGGAAAGUUGCACAUGGGCCACGUGCGCGUAUACACCAUCAGCGACACCAUUGCACGGUUCCAGAAGAUGAGAGGGAUGCAGGUCAUCAACCCCAUGGGAUGGGAUGCGUUUGGACUGCCUGCCGAAAAUGCAGCAAUCGAGCGGAAUCUACAUCCAGAAAGUUGGACGCAAAGUAAUAUUAAACACAUGAGGAAGCAGCUUGAUCGGCUGGGCCUGUGCUUCAGCUGGGAUAGGGAAAUAACUACAUGUUUGCCAGAUUACUACAAGUGGACUCAGUACCUCUUUGUUAAACUCUAUGAGGCUGGACUGGCCUAUCAAAAGGAGGCCUUGGUCAACUGGGACCCAGUGGAUCAAACGGUGCUUGCCAACGAGCAGGUGGAUGAGCAUGGCUGUUCGUGGCGUUCUGGAGCAAAGGUGGAACGGAAGUACCUCAGACAGUGGUUUAUUAAGACAACUGCUUAUGCCAAGGCCAUGCAGGACGCGCUGGCAGACCUUCCAGAAUGGUAUGGAAUAAAAGGCAUGCAGGCCCACUGGAUCGGGGACUGUGUGGGCUGCCAUCUGGACUUCACAUUGAAGGUGGACGGGCACGUCACGGGAGAAAAGCUGACGGCCUACACGGCGACCCCCGAGGCCAUUUACGGCACCUCCCACGUCGCCAUCUCUCCCAGCCACAGACUCCUGCACGGGCACAGCUCUCUGAAGGAAACCUUUCGGAAGGCACUCGUCCCUGGCCAAGACUGCCUCACGCCCGUGACGGCCGUGAACAUGCUCACCCAGCGGGAGGCCCCUGUCGUUAUCUUGGCCAAAGCUGACUUUGAGGGCUCUCUGGAUUCCAAAAUAGGAAUUCCCAGCACCAGCCCAGAGGACGCCAGCUUAGCCCAAACCCUGGGCCUCCCCUACUCCGAAGUCAUCGAGACUUUGCCGGAUGGCACAGAGAGACUCCGCAGCUCUGCUGAGUUCACAGGCAUGAACCGGCAGGAUGCGUUUCUAGCCUUGACCCAGAAAGCCCGGAGGAAGAGAGUCGGUGGAGACGUGACGAGUGACAAACUGAAGGACUGGCUGGUCUCGCGACAGCGGUACUGGGGCACGCCCAUCCCCAUGGUCCACUGCCUGGCCUGCGGCCCCGUGCCGGUGCCUCUGCAGGAUUUGCCCGUGACCUUGCCCCACAUCACAGCUUUUACCGGCAAGGGAGGCUCCCCCCUGGCCACGGCUUCGGACUGGGUGAACUGCGCCUGCCCGAGGUGCAAGGGAGCCGCCACGAGAGAGACAGACACAAUGGAUACCUUUGUUGAUUCUGCUUGGUACUACUUUAGAUAUACCGACCCGCAGAAUGCUCGCAGCCCUUUUAACGCCGCCUUGGCAGAUUACUGGAUGCCUGUGGAUUUGUACAUCGGAGGGAAGGAACACGCUGUCAUGCACUUGUUCUACGCGAGAUUCUUCAGUCAUUUUUGCCAUGAUCAAAAAAUGGUCAAGCACAGAGAGCCUUUUCAUAAGCUGCUGGCCCAAGGCCUUAUCAAGGGGCAGACAUUCCGCCUGCCGUCUGGACAAUAUCUACAGAGAGAGGAAGUAGAUCUCACAGGGUCUGUUCCUGUUCACGCAAACACGAAGGAGGCGGUGGAGGUGACGUGGGAGAAGAUGAGCAAGUCCAAACACAACGGGGUGGACCCCCAGGAGGUCGUAGGGCGUUAUGGCAUCGACACCAUCCGGCUGUACAUCCUCUUCGCCGCCCCUCCCGAGAAGGAUAUCUUGUGGGAUGUGAAGUCUGACGCCCUCCCCGGGGUGCUGAGAUGGCAACAGCGUCUGUGGGCCUUGGUGACCCGCUUCAUCGAGGCCAGGGCUUCUGGGACACUUCCCCGGCCCCAAGUGCUGAGUAACGAGGAGAGAGCCGAGGGCAGGAAGCUCUGGGAGCACAAGAACUCGGUCAUCUCUGAGGUGACCGCCCAUUUCACAGAGGACUUCUCACUGAACUCGGCAAUCUCUCAGCUGAUGGGAUUCAGCAAUGCCCUCCUGCAAGCCUCGCAGAGAGUCGUUCUCCACAGCCCCGAGUUCGAGGACGCUGUGUGUGCCCUGACCGUGAUGGCUGCCCCGAUGGCCCCUCACAUCACCUCGGAGCUCUGGGCAGGCCUGCAACAGGUCCCCGGGAAGCUGUGUGCCCACUAUGCCUGGGACGCCGGCGUGCUGCUUCAGGCGUGGCCGACCGUGGACCCGCAGUUCCUUCAGCAGCCCGACGUCGUGGAGAUGGCCGUCCUGGUGAGUCUCUCCCGCAGCCCCAGAGUCUGGGAGUCUCCCGGCCCCGCGCGAGACCCACAGCCACUGCCUGGGCCUUUCCAGCCUACCCCGCCCUCAGCCUGACCGUCCCACCCGUCUUUGCUUUGCACACUUCAGUUUUGAGGUCACCGCAUACCAAAAGCUUGUGAGCAUAAAAUACUCAGGGCCCUCCAGGGAUUAGAAAGUGGAAAAUAGAACCCUGUCCUGCGUUACAGGUUCUGAUCGUCUUGUUCUCCAGCCGUGUUCCAGUCUCCUCUUCCGUCUGUUUCGUUCAGCUGCUCUUGGUUCAUUUAGGGAGGAGGGUGAGAGUGAGGAGGUGGGCAGAACAGGAGCACCUCACUGAAAAAUCUCUUUCAGAAAGGCUACAUCAAAUU